Molecule: messenger RNA, 1107 nt
Organism: Ipomoea nil (Japanese morning glory)
Lineage: Eukaryota; Viridiplantae; Streptophyta; Magnoliopsida; Solanales; Convolvulaceae
Product: peroxiredoxin-2E-1, chloroplastic
Exons: 2
Coding region: 181-885 (234 amino acids)
Biological process (GO): cellular response to oxidative stress; hydrogen peroxide catabolic process; cell redox homeostasis
Cellular component (GO): cytoplasm
Molecular function (GO): thioredoxin peroxidase activity
Source: RefSeq, a predicted model, not a curated record
UUCAUUUGAGUGUUGACAUAACACCAAAGGGCAAAGGUAUCCGUUCCAAGAAAACGGCAAAGGUUUCGAUUUAACCGAGAACAUCCAACGACGGACGACCUCUACGAGCUUCAGCCACGUCGCCACCACAACUAUAUCUUCUAGAAUUCGUCACCACACACACAUAGACAGACCAGAAAAAUGGCAGCCGCAACCGCCGUUUCCACCACUCUCUCGAAGCUUCUCAAACCUACCUCAUCUUCCGCCGCCGCCGCCACCAAACCCUUCGCUCUCCUUUCCUCCAAAACCCCCGCUCUCACUCCUCCCAUCUCUUCCGCAUUCUCUCUCAGACUUCCCCACCGCCGCCGCCGCUACCCCGGCGCACUUAGAUUCUCCACCGCUCCCAAAAUCUCCGCCGCUAUCUCCGUCGGCGACAAGCUCCCCGACGCGACUCUCUCCUUCUUCGAAUCCUCCGACGACCUCCAGACCGUUUCCAUCUCGGACCUCACUGCCGGCAAGAAGGCCAUCCUCUUCGCCGUCCCGGGCGCAUUCACCCCCACCUGCUCCCAGAAGCACCUCCCCGGGUUCGUCGAGAAGGCGUCGGAGAUCAAGGCCAAGGGCGUGGACACCAUCGCCUGCAUAUCGGUCAACGACGCGUUCGUGAUGAAGGCCUGGAAGGAGAAUCUGGGGGUCAAAGAUGAAGUCUUGCUGCUGAGCGACGGGAAUGGGGAGUUCACCAAGGCGAUUGGGUGCGAGCUUGACCUCACUGACAAGCCCGUCGGGCUCGGCGUGAGGUCUAGGCGGUACGCCAUGCUCGUGGAAGAUGGAGUUGUGAAGGUCUUGAACUUGGAGGAAGGCGGAGCUUUCACUUCCAGCAGUGCUGAGGAUAUGCUCAAGGCCCUCUAGAGGUUUCUUUUUCCUCUACAUUUUGCUGCUUUUCUUGACUCUUGAGGGAAUUGAAAUAAUAUGGAUACAAUCCACUAUAGAGUUUACCUGUCUUUUCUGUUCUAAAUACUUCAAUUGCUAUGUUCUAUUGCCUGUCUUUUAUGUUCUAAACCAAUGUGUUUCUGUGAUUGAUUAGUACUGUCUAAUCUGAGCUAAUUCUGAACAGUGGCAACUUCUUGUUAA